AUGGCUCGGAGACCCAGCCUGGAGUUUCUGGAGGAUCAGCUGCGUUGCCCGGUGUGCCUGGAGCUUUUUGCUGAACCGCUCAUUCUGCAGUGUGGACACUCAUACUGCAAGUGUUGCGUACGCUCCAUGACCAUGGACCUGCUCGGGCAGCUGCAGUGUCCUAUAUGCCGGAGCGAUGUGGACGGCGACAACCCGCCACCCAAUGUCAGCCUGGCCCGCAUUGUAGACCACCUGCACGAAAUGAGUGGCCUUGGGGAAUCAGCAGAGGGGGAGCAGGAGGCGUGCACUGAGCACCGCAACCCUCUCAGCCUGUACUGUGAAGAUGACCGGACGGUAAUCUGUGGGAUGUGCGGCAGCAUCGGCACCCACCGUGGCCACAGGAUCACCCCCGUCAGCAGCGUCUACAGCCGCAUGAAGGAGGACAUUUCCUGCCUGAUGACAGAUCUGCAGGUGCAGAGGAGGAAGCUCGAGGAGCAGAUCUGCAAAAUGGCCUACAAUAAAUCUCGUAUCACUAAUGAGUCGGACGUCUUGAAAUGGGUGAUUCGCAAAGAGUUUGGGGAGCUUCGGCGCUACAUAGAGCUCGAGGAGGCCAGCUUCAUGCAGAUGGUGGAGAACACAGCUGCCAGUCUGAUCUCCUCCAUCCAGAGCCAGGUGGACGACAUGACUCAGGUGCUGACUAGGUUCCAGGAGGCAGAGGGAACGCUCGAGAGCCUGAGCAACGAGAGUCACCUGGGCUUCAUCACGAAAUAUGGAUCCAUUGCUCCCAGGUUCAGAGAAUGCCAGCAGAAACAACAGAGGGAGGAAAAGACGUACAGCUCCAUCACCUUCAAACCAGGCUUCAACCACAACGACAUCAAGAUCACUGUGUGGAAGAGAUUGCACCGCCGGGUGCUCCCCGCUCCAGAGAGUCUGAAGCUAGAUCCACUGACGGCACAUCCCAUGCUGCAGCUCAGUCAUGGUGAUACUGCCGUGGAGUGCGGAGCCUUGGCAAACCAGCUGCCUAACAAUGCCGAGCGCUUCAGCUACAGCUAUUGCGUGCUGGCCACCCGUGGGUUCUCCUCAGGCAAACACUACUGGGAGGUUGGCGUGGGUUCCAAGCCAAAGUGGCGGCUAGGCCUCAUCAAGGGCACCAUCUGCCGGAAGGGUAAGCUGCCUAAGAGCCCCGAGAGUGGCGCGUGGCUCAUUGGGCUCAAGGAGGGCCGCAUAUACGAGGCUUUCGCAACGCCACGGAUGGCCCUGCCGCUGUCCACCCGGCCAGCCAGAAUCGGCAUCUUCCUUGACUAUGAGAAGGGGGAACUGACCUUCUACAAUGCAGACAACCUCCAUGAGCUGGGCUUCCUCUACAAGUUCCAGAUGGAGCUGCAAGGAAAGGUGUACCCACUGUUCGAUGUGUGCUGGCAUGAGAGGGGUGCCAACAAGCAGCCCCUCACCUUGCCACAGCCACAGGUGGAAAAAUAA
Molecule: messenger RNA, 1458 nt
Organism: Scleropages formosus (Asian bonytongue)
Lineage: Eukaryota; Metazoa; Chordata; Actinopteri; Osteoglossiformes; Osteoglossidae
Product: E3 ubiquitin-protein ligase TRIM50-like
Exons: 6
Coding region: 1-1458 (485 amino acids)
Molecular function (GO): protein binding; zinc ion binding
Source: RefSeq, a predicted model, not a curated record